Hemicordylus capensis (graceful crag lizard) is the source of this 6363-nucleotide messenger RNA. RefSeq names its product Scm like with four mbt domains 2 (gene SFMBT2). Gene Ontology annotation, molecular function: transcription corepressor activity; histone binding. Gene Ontology annotation, cellular component: nucleus. The record is from RefSeq and is a predicted model, not a curated record. Lineage: Eukaryota; Metazoa; Chordata; Lepidosauria; Squamata; Cordylidae. The transcript is spliced from 21 exons. Gene Ontology annotation, biological process: regulation of DNA-templated transcription. The coding region runs from base 628 to 3312 and encodes 894 amino acids.
UUGGAAUGAGUGUGUAGCAAGGGGAGCGAGGCAGAGAGGCGAGCAGAUCGCCGGUUCGCCAGCCAAGUCCGGCGCUGGGGCUGGGCUGCUUCGUGGCGGGGGAAGGGAAGGCGAGGGGGGGAGAAAGUUCCAGCAGGUAAGGCGAGGCGCCCGGCGGCAGCGCUGCUCUGAGCCAGCCGGACGGAGCUGAUCUGUCGGAAGAUGGGCUUUCUCUGGCGUCGCGGCGAAGGAUGGCUCGAUGAAGGGGGGGGUUUUUUAGUGCCUCGCUCUCUCUUUCUUUUUGGCAGGUUUAUUCACAGCGCGGGGGGGGGACGGGACCUCCAGAUCAAAGGGUGGGGAGGGAAUACACACACACUGACUGACGCACACACACACACGCAAGUUAUUGCAAAGUGCUUUUAGCCGCGGAUGUUUCCGUCGCUGGGUGAAAGCUCUGGCUGCUGCUCCCUCCCAUAAAAGAAAGAUUUUUUUAUUUUUUUAAAAAAAAUCCCUCUCCUGACGUGCAGCACGAUCUUGCGCGCCUGUGCUGAGAAGUUCCUUCCACGGGAUUAUUUAAAGUGGGAUUUUACGCCCAGGAAGAUUGUGGCCCACAAUGAACUGGGAAACGGCAAGCCCCUUGCCCAAGUGAUGGAGACUCGAGGGUCAGUGAUCUUCAGCAUGCAAGAACCCCAGUGCCUCUCCAUGGAAGUGAAUCCAAGCCCAACCAAUGGAGACACAGAACAGUUUGAUUCAGCAGGUGAAAGUUCAAAUUCUGAGGAUGUCGACUUCAACUGGGAUGAAUACUUGGAAGAGUCUGGCUCUAUUGCUGCUCCUCAUACUUCAUUUAAGCACGUUGAAAUCAGCCUCCAGAGCAGCUUCCAACCAGGAAUGAAGCUAGAGGUGGCCAACAAGCACAAUCCGGACACGUAUUGGGUGGCAACCAUCAUCACAACCUGUGGGCAGCUCUUGCUGCUGCGUUACUGUGGCUACGGAGAGGACCGCCGGGCCGAUUUCUGGUGUGAUGUUAUGACAGCGGAUCUUCAUCCCGUGGGCUGGUGCACCCAGAACAAUAAAGUGCUGAUGCCCCCUGAUGCGAUCAAAGAAAAAUACACUGAUUGGACAGAAUUCCUCAUCCAUGAUUUGACGGGUUCACGGACAGCACCUGCAAACUUACUGGAAGGCCCUCUGCGAGGGAAAAACCCUGUAGACCUCAUUACAGUUGAUUCCUUAAUAGAGCUGCAGGAUUCCCAGAAUCCCUUUCAAUACUGGAUAGUUAGUGUUCUUGAGAAUGUUGGAGGAAGAUUACGCCUUCGCUAUGUGGGAUUGGAGGAGACUGAAUCCUAUGACCAGUGGUUGUUUUACUUGGAUUACAGACUUCGACCAGUGGGUUGGUGUCAAGAGAAUAAGUACAGACUCGACCCACCUGCAGAAAUCUGUUCUCUGAAGACUGUGUCUGAAUGGCAAGCUGCUCUGGAUAAAUCCUUAAUUGAGGCAGCCAAGUUUCCCCUCCCAAUGGAAGUGUUUAAGGACCACACCGACUUGAGGGACCACUUGUUCACAGUAGGAAUGAAGCUGGAAGCAGUGGGUGAUAUAACGGAACCGUGCAGUAUUUGUCCUGCAACAGUAUCUAAGGUUUUUAACAGUCAUUUUAUCCAAGUGACCCUGGAUGAUCUCCGUCCUGAAGCUAGAAAGACUUCGAUGCUCUACCAUGCCGAUUCCUUAGGGAUCCUGCCAGUACAGUGGUGCCUUAAAAACGGAGUCCAUCUUACACCUCCCAAAGGUUAUUCUAGCCAAGACUUUGACUGGGCAGAUUACCAGAAGCAAUGCGGAGCAGAAGCCGCUCCCCAGUUCUGCUUCAGAAAUGUGUCCUUCAGCCGCAGCUUUACAAAAAACAUGAAGCUCGAGGCUGUGAACCCCAGGAACCCAGCCGAAAUCUGUGUGGCUUCCGUCAUCUCGGUAAAAGGAAGCUUAAUGUGGCUCCGCUUGGAAGGUUUGCAGGUGCCUGCUUUGGAAUACAUAGUUGAUGUCGAGUCGAUGGACAUAUUCCCAGUUGGCUGGUGCGAGGCGAAUGCUUACAAGCUCUCAGCACCACGUAAAACAGUUUUACAAAGGAAGAGAAAGAUUGCUGUCGUGCAACCAGAAAAGCAGUUGCCAUCUGGAGUGCCUGUUGAGAAAAUUCUUCAGGACCAGUGCCUAAUUCCUCAGCUGGAACCAAUGGGGACCAUCAAUGGGAGGUACAGUUGUCCCGCACUGUUCAUCAAUCACCGCUGCUUCUCCGGACCAUAUUUGAACAAAGGGAGAUUGGCAGAGCUACCGCAGUCCGUUGGACCUGGCAAAUGUGUGCUGGUUCUGAAAGAGGUCCUGAGCAUGGUCAUCAACUCCGCUUACAAGCCUGGGAGUGUUCUGCGGGAGCUGCAGCUUGUGGAGGACCCCAGGUGGAACUUCCAGGAGGAGACCCUCAAAGCCAAAUACCGAGGGAAAACUUACAGGGCAACAGUCAAGAUUGUCCGUACCUCCGACCAGGUCCUGGAUUUUUGCCGGAGGGUCUGUGCUAAGCUGGAAUGCUGUCCAAAUUUAUUUAGCCCGGUUCCGGUUACUGAAGCUUGCCCUGAGAACUGCUCAGUUCAAACCAAAACGAAAUAUACUUAUUAUUAUGGAAAGAGGAGGAAAGUCAAUAAGCCUCCGACUGGUAAAAACAGCAGCCGCAGCCUAGAGAGCAGGCAUGACAGGCCUGCCAGGCGCAGGAAGAGACGGAAAACUAUUUUUGCGCAAAAGAAAAGGCAGCCAUCUACAACAGAUGUGAAUACAGCAGGAUCUGCAGAGGAGAGUGACGAGGAAGAGCCUGAGGCCCCAGAGGAUGAGACGUGGAGUGAAGAGACUAGCCCGGAACUGCAUGAUGACCAGACCGACAUCUCUUCUGCAGAGGCGCCUCCAGCUAGAGCUCCCAGCACAAUGAAGCUACGAAGCAGUGCCGAGUCGUACCGAACCGAGAGAGGAAGGAGAGCCCGGAAAGUGUUGUCUGUCUUGUGUGCCAAGGGAGAGAAGAGAGUGCGGAUCAAGCAAGAAAUAAAGCAAGAACCAGAAGAGAAACUCAUCCUGGAAAGCAACCCCUUGGAGUGGACUGUGGCGGACGUGGUGAGGUUCAUCAAGCUGACUGAUUGUGCCCCUCUUGCCAAAAUAUUUCAGGAACAGGACAUUGAUGGCCAAGCUCUUCUCCUGCUGACCCUUCCAACAGUCCAGGAGUGCAUGGACCUGAAGCUCGGCCCAGCUAUCAAGUUAUGCCAUCAGAUUGAGCGGGUCAAACUGGCAUUCUAUGCUCAGUAUGCCAAUUGACCUGGCUGCCUUGCCUUCACCCUUCUCCUUUCUUUAGUUCUAAAGUUCAAACCCCUUUUUGUUCAGAAGCACUGGUAAGAUAUAUUAAAUAAUAACCGAAUGAUUCUCUGUGCCACUGUAGAGCAGAGUUUGCCAGCUUCCCUCCUCAGGAGAGGAUUCAGGGCGGGGUGCAAAAAGAUGGCGGUAUAGCCAACAGUAGAAAGAGAGAGCACAGGGUCUGUAGAUCAGCAGUACAGCAACCACCUUGUUCACAGAAGGUUCUGUGCUUGAACCCUGGCAUCUCCAGGUAGGGCUGGCAGACCCCCAGCUGAAACCCCAGAGAACUUCUGCCCAUCAGUGGAGACAGUUCUGACCUAGUAGACAGACCAAUAAUCGGACUUGGUACAAGGCAGCUCCAGGUGUUCAUCUACGACAUAAUCGGAAUUUAAAAAUGAAAUGGAUAACUCCUUCAUGACAUUAAGCAGGCUUCCCCCACCUGUGGCCCUCCAGAUGUUGCUGGACUACAGUCCCCAUCACCCCCAGCUACAACUUAUUGUGGCUGGGAUGAUGGGAAUUGUAGUUCAGCAAGAUCUGGAGGGCCGCAGGUUGGGGAAGCCUAACAUAAAGGGUCAGGACGCCCAGCCUUCUCUCUUGCUUUCCCAGCACCUAAACUGCAACCACAGUGGGAAAAUAAGUCAUGGGGACGAUUGUGAAUCGAGCUUAUGUCUGAACUGUGAUGGUGGGGAGGAAGGGGCUGGCCAGAGAUCUCUAGCAGAGAACGUUCAGUACCAGGAGUGUGGCGUCCAUUGUGCAAACUGGUUCAAAGAACCCGGGCCAUCAUGACCCAGAGGCCAUACCUGGCGCCAUAGCCACACCUCUGCAUCUGACAUCAGAUGCAGGGGGCAUGGCAAUGUUAACAACUAGGGCCACACACACACACACCCACCAUUUUGGAAGUAAAAUCUGGCAAAUGCUGGGCUCUCGGCAUGGCUGGGAUGGCUUCUCCCUGCUUGCAAAGGAAAGGCGUGGCUCCAUUUCUGAGAGGUUUCAGCCAGCGCUGGGCUCCCAGCCUGGCCGGGAUCGCCUCUCCCUGCCGUUUGCAAGAGAGAGAAGCCCAGCACUCACCGGAUUUUACUUCCAAACGGGGCGUGUGGCCCCAUUUGCUAACAUUGCCACGCCCCCUGUGUCCGACAUCAUCAGGCGGUUGGUGGAAGCUGGUGGGGGCAACUUGGACAGGAGCCACCGGUGUCCUUGUAUACACCACUGUUCAGUACCCCCACCAAACUACAAUCCCCAGGAUUCUUUGGGGGGAAGGCGCGAUAAUUAAGAGGGUAAAGAUACAGCCCAUCUUUUAAAAGGAGCCUUCAAUGGGAUCAGCAAAUGACAGGUCAGUUUUUCAUUUGGAUACAUGCUCAAAGGAACAUGUUAUAUCCCGAGGGCAUAAAAUACAUUUGCCUACAUAGGUAUCAUUUCUGUAUAUGGGCACAGUGUGUGAGACGUACAUGUCAUUAAAGGCAUGUGUGGGCACCACCACAUCUGAUGGUGCACCCAUUCCUGUUUAAGAAAAACAUCAUGGACCAAGCAGCCCUCUCUGGCAUGCAUUUGCUUGGCCUGGCCUGUGCUGAGAAGCAAGGACUCCGUCUCACAGGAUACUACUGUAGGAUGUCUAAGCAAAUGGACAGGAAAGCCAGUUUCUGCGCGCCCUAACUUGACUUGCUUCUCCAUUUGUGUAGGCUUUGGAAUACCUCAUGCGUUGUGGGUUCGGGUUCAUUUUGUUUCCUAUCCUCGGGAACUGAUGCAUCAGUACAAAAUGCACACAAGGACCAACCAGAGGUUUUACAUGCAUUGUAGAAUCCAUGGGGAAGAGGGCUGGUCUUGCAGUAGCACGCAUGGGUGGUCCCCUUUGCUAAGCAGGGUCUGCCCUGGUUUGUAUUUGGAUGAGUGACAACAUAUGCGUGCUGUCUAUAAGACAGCCCUAGGUUCAGUCCCUGGCCUCUCCCUAGGUAGGGCAGGGACAGAACCUUGCCUGGAACCUUGGAGAGUUGCUGCCCAUUAGCGUACACCAGGACUGCUCAACUUCGGCCCUCCUGCAGAUAUUGGCCUACAAUUCCCACAAUCCCUGGCUGUUGGCCACUGUGGCUGGGGAUUAUGGGAGUUGUAGUUCAAACACAGCUGGGAGGCCUAAGUUGAGCAGGCCUGGCGUAGGAGGCAUGCAGGGCCCCAGUCUAGCUCCAGACUUGGGGAGCAGGGCAUGUGUGUGGUGGUGGGGGGUGGGUUGUGUUACUUUGUUGGCCUCUGCUGUUUUUGCUCUGGAAAUCACCCCUACCCACUGCAGCUGCUUUGGGCUGCAAAAAGCAGCUUCAGGGGCAAAGAGGUUCUGGGGUGAUUUUGUAAGAAACCCACUGGAACCAGCCCCACAAAACCACAGUCCUGAGCUGUUUCUGGACCCUGCACAGCUGCAUUAGGGUGUGCACGCAGAGGCAAUGCAGCUCUUCCCCCCUCCUGAACAGCUAAAUUGACAGAGUUCUAGCCUUUAUAAGAGGCCUCUCUGCUCACAUUGCCAGCUUUUGGGCCAGGCUGGGGAAAAGCACACAUCUAUUUGCAUGUACAGCUCCCCAUCCAGCUUGUUAGAGGUCCUUGGCUGGUUCAGGAUAGAAAUGAACAAUUCUGCCAGUGCUGUUUUUUUCCUUUAACAGUAGGAGGAGAAGGCAGCAAUCAGAGUGGUGUCUGUUCGAUACCCUGUGAUUUUUUGGCAUUCCAAUCUAGCAAAUCCAAAUACAGCAAGAGCAUUUGGGGGGAAUGAAAAUCAAAAGAGUAUUUGGGGUGUGGGUAAGAAAUGCUGGCAUCUUAACUUUUCCUGUCCACAGGACAAAAGGGGGCAUGUUGUUAAUUCUGCUGUACAAGAUUAUAUUCUGUAUUUAUAUGUAUGUAUACACAUAUGAUUUUCUGUAAAUAAUGAGGGGGGAAAUCUAUAUUCAGAGUUAUAUUUUAAUUUUUAUUCCAAAGCAAAAAAGAAACCUUUUUACUUGAAUAAUUGUAAAGCAGGUUGUUAAUAAAGUCAUCCAAAAAAGA